AUGGCGACUCUAGUUGACUCGAUUCUCAAUUCAGACGCCUUUGGCGCAGCGCCUUCCUCACCGCGACGGAGUCAGAACGGCUUUCCCUCCUCUUCCAGACCGCGCCCCUUGCUCUCCGAGAGCAAUGGCAUACCCUCCGAAGCCGAUGUCUUUCCCGACGAUGAAGUUGUCGGCGCAGCUCGCGGUCGGCCGCGGAAUCCGCUAGAUCGCAACGUCUCACAGGUUACGGACAAGGCAGGUGAAAAAGUACAACAAGCCUUUGAAGACUUUCUCGAGUCCCAUAUCGAAGAACCCCCCUCAUCAGGAGCGCCUCCCUCGAGCGAAUUGAGAACAGACAAAUACUACAUCAAUCAGAUCCACGGCUUGCGAGAAUUUCAGCUCUCGACGCUCUACGUGGAUUUCCGCCACCUGCUAUCUUAUAAAGAAGGCCCUAUUUUGGCAGAUGCGAUCGCAAACCAAUUCUAUCGGUUUCAUCCAUUCUUACUCAGAGGACUACACAAUCUUUUGGCUAAAUAUGAGCCAGUCUACUUCAAAGAUCACCGCCAGAUGACCAGCAAUGCUUCGCAGGCAGGUACAUCGAUGGCGGGCAACGCGACCAGCGUAGGGAGCAGUCAGGGUGACAAACCACUGAAUCCACAGACGGACAAACUCUUCGCGCUGGCAUUUUACAACCUCCCCCUAGUGUCUCGAGUACGGCAGCUGCGAACAGAUCAAAUUGGCAGAUUACUUUCUAUCUCGGGUACCGUGACGAGAACUUCAGAAGUACGUCCCGAGCUGGCCCUCGGGACCUUCAUCUGCGAAGCGUGCAACACCACCGUGCCAAAUGUUGAACAGACAUUCAAAUAUACAGAGCCCACCGUGUGCCCCAACCUCACUUGUGGCAACAAGAUCGCAUGGCGGUUGGACAUCAGAAAUAGCACGUUUGUCGAUUGGCAGAAAUGUCGAAUCCAGGAGAACAGUUCUGAGAUCCCCACCGGAAGCAUGCCACGCACAAUGGAUGUCAUUCUCCGAGGAGAGCAAGUCGAGCGGACGAAGCCUGGUGAGAAGUGUGUCUUCACAGGCACUCUGAUUGUCGUGCCCGAUGUUUCCCAGCUUGGAAUUCCCGGCGUAAAACCCGAGGCCUCAAAGGACAAUCGAAAUUUUCGAGGUGCAGAUGCUGGUGGCGCAGGAGUAUCAGGCUUGAAAGCACUGGGUGUUCGAGAUCUGACUUACCGGAUGGCAUUUUUGGCCGGUUUCUCGAGCCCUGACACCACGACAGCAGGUCAAUCAGCGAGUCAACUGAACGGUCAAUCAACCAACAUCCUAAACUCUCUCCACCAGAUUGAUCUCUUUGAUCAAUACGACAGUGGCACAAAGGCUCAAGAGGCAUACCUGGAAACUCUGACACAAGCCGAGAUCGAUGACCUGAAGUAUAUGGUGCAUUCCGACAAGAUCUACAGCAGACUUGUUCAGAGCCUCGCACCCAUGGUUUAUGGCCAUGAAAUAGUGAAGAAAGGUCUUCUGUUGCAACUCUUGGGCGGCGUGUCAAAAAUGACACCGGAAGGAAUGCCGCUCCGAGGCGACAUCAACAUUUGCAUCGUUGGUGACCCGUCAACUUCCAAAUCCCAAUUUCUCAAGUACAUCGCUUCUUUCCUCCCUCGGGCCGUUUACACGUCAGGAAAAGCGUCCAGUGCAGCAGGUCUGACAGCCGCGGUGGUCAAAGACGAAGAGACUGGCGAACACACCAUUGAAGCGGGGGCGCUCAUGCUCUCUGACUCCGGCACCUGCUGUAUUGACGAAUUCGACAAGAUGGACUUGACCGACCAGGUGGCCAUUCACGAAGCCAUGGAACAGCAAACCAUUUCCAUCGCCAAAGCGGGCAUCCAUGCUACAUUGAACGCACGCACAAGUAUUCUGGCUGCCGCAAACCCCAUCGGCGGUCGCUAUAAUCGCAAGGCGACUCUCAGGUCAAACAUCAACAUGUCAGCGCCCAUCAUGUCUCGCUUCGACCUUUUCUUCAUCAUUCUCGAUGAAUGCAACGAGACGAUAGACCGUCACUUGGCCGACCACAUCGUCAACCUGCACAUGCUGAAAGAUGAAUUCGUACAACCCGAAUUCUCCACGGAACAGCUUCAACGUUAUAUCAGAUUCGCCCGCACCUUCAAACCUGUCUUCCUGCCCGAAGCAAAGAAGCUCUUGGUAGAGAAGUACAAAGAGCUGAGAGCAAAUGACACCGGUGGCGUGGUGGGGAAGAAUUCGUACAGAAUUACGGUCAGACAGUUGGAGAGUCUGAUCAGACUGAGCGAAGCAAUUGCCAAAGCGAAUUGUGUGGAAGAAAUAACGGAAGUCAUGGUAUAUGAAGCGUUUGAUCUGCUUCGUCAGUCGAUCAUUAGCGUCGAGAAAGACGAUGUCGACGUCGAAGACGAUGAAGAGGAAACCCCGGACCGAGGAGAUGACGCCGAGCGUCAGCGAGACGGAGAUAGUCCCAUGGCUGAUGGUGACAAUGACCACCAGGGUGAGGCCAACUCCAGAGCUCGUGGCGCGUCUGCAACCCCUGCUGCAGCUCCACGACACACCACGAAAAUCACCUUCGAGAAAUACAACACCAUUCAAACCAUGCUGGCGACGCGUAUACGAGACGAGGAAGACCGUACCGGGGAGGGUCCCGAGCGUGACGCAUUGUUGUUGUGGUACCUGGAGCAGAUCGAGGAUCAGCUGGGAAGUGAAGAAGACGUGGAGCGCGAGAGGGGCCUGGCAAGGAAAGUGCUGAAGAAGAUGGUCAAGGAUAACAUCAUCAUCGCGAUCCGCGGAGAAGGCCUCGUUGAAGCGGACGAAGGCGACGCGGGGGAGCCUUCGACAACAAACCAGAACCAGCGACUAAUUUACGGUCUGCACCCGAACUGCGGCAUCUUCGACGACGAAUGA
Molecule: messenger RNA, 2904 nt
Organism: Fonsecaea erecta
Lineage: Eukaryota; Fungi; Ascomycota; Eurotiomycetes; Chaetothyriales; Herpotrichiellaceae
Exons: 2
Coding region: 1-2904 (967 amino acids)
Biological process (GO): double-strand break repair via break-induced replication; DNA replication initiation; mitotic DNA replication
Cellular component (GO): nucleus; MCM complex
Molecular function (GO): single-stranded 3'-5' DNA helicase activity; ATP binding; single-stranded DNA binding
Source: RefSeq, a predicted model, not a curated record